Messenger RNA from Lotus japonicus, 8234 nucleotides. RefSeq lists its product as uncharacterized. The record is from RefSeq and is a predicted model, not a curated record. The coding region runs from base 6857 to 8041 and encodes 394 amino acids. The transcript is spliced from 2 exons. Lineage: Eukaryota; Viridiplantae; Streptophyta; Magnoliopsida; Fabales; Fabaceae.
GUGACAGUCCAAGUAAAUAGUGGGAAACUGGGAGUGCAAGGAGAUCGAGUUCUGGGGUGAAAUGAGAAUGGAAUCCACCAGAGGUAGAAAAAGGUGAAAAACGCCACUAAAGUGGCGUGUGUGCGAGUGGUAUGAAAUAUGAACGAUUCGUCAAAAUGCUUGCAUCUGCGUGCGCCGGGAUUGGCUGCAGUUUCUGCUGCUGCUACUGCCUACUUGACAUUUGGUUCUAUCUCUGAUCACAAACACUGAUUCUGAAAAAGAAGAAGAACCCAUCCAACUUGCUUGCUUGUUAUCCAAAUCGCAACAACAGGCCUGUUUCUCUCUCUUCCACUCCCUUAUCUCCCUCGCUCGCAUUUACACAUUCAUUUCUUCUCUAAUUUAGGUUUUGAGAUUGUGAUUUUUUGUUAAUCGUUACUUGAUUAUAAUUGUUCAACUGCAUCUAUUGUUAAUUGAUUAAUUAAGAUUAUGAUGAGGCAAUGAUUUAGGGGAAAAACAAUUUAGGAUCAUGAUUGGCCACGCCCGUAAAGAACAAUUUGGUGCAUCAGCAAGUGAUUAAUAUUAUUUUAUAUAUGCAAUUGUCGUGUGGGGCGUAUGGCGCUGUUGAAGUUCUUGCAACUUGUGUGAUUGUCUUUAUGUCAAGUGUCAGGGUUUCUCUUUGUGGUGGAGUUCAGGAGUUGAAUUAUUAGGACGGUAUCAUUACCAAUUUGCCUCUCAGGUGUCUCAACUCUCAACCAAUAUUCUUACCUUUUGUAGAAUUACUGGUUAUUAUUAUUAACCAUUCAUCUGGGAGAGUUGUCUGGAAAAAAAAUAGUUCACACCUCAAAUAUACUAUUCGAAUUCGGGUUAGAUGCAGCUCUACCGCAAAAGCUAGUUUAGAGGCUGAGAGUUACUUUAUUCUUUAUAAAGACUUCUCAAUACGCCAUUCACGUCUAGGCCUAGAUAUCUGGAGCUCAGGAAAGAAUAUCUGCUAGUGACCCAUAUAUGAGUGCUAUAAACCAAAAUGAUAGACUUUGAUACCAUUUUAAAAUUUCAGUUUGACCUAACUCUACCCCAGAAGUGAGGGUUGUCUGCCCUUUAUAAAGACUUAUUAGGUCAUAUCUCUAAUAAAUGUCAGACUUCUCAACAUACACCCGCACUUGGAGAGAGUUAAGGAUAAAAUAGAGAAAUGAUAUAUAUGGUAGAUGAUGUGAUAGAAAAAGAAGAGAGAAAUAAAAGAGAAAAUAUGUAGAAAUAAGAUGGAAAAGAAAAGUGUGAAACCAAAGUUGUCUAGCAUCAGUACACAUACAUGGUACUGGAAUAAGACCAAUAAAAUUCUGGUAUUCUAGAUAAUUCUGUUAAGGUGUUUCAACUUCAAGUUUACAACUAUUUCUUAUUUUAGUAUAUGGCUAUUUACAACUAUUUCUUAUUUUAGUCUAUGGCUAUUUGGCUAAUCAUAAUGCCCUGAACUUUAUCUCUGUCUUUUUCUUUGCCCAAAUCGGCUAGAUUUCUAUCAUAUUUUGAAAUUCGUUAAGUUUCCAUGUUGAAGCAGAAUCAGGUUUGAGUGAAGUGGUGAGGGAGAACCUACUUCUAGUAGUUCUAAUAGCUUUAAAAUGAUUUUGAGAGUGUUUUAUGCAGAUUCAAACAUGUUAUUCCACGUUUGUAUCAGCACACAUUGAUUUUGGAUAUAAUUAAUUUAUUUUAAACAAAUUAGGGGAAAAUUGAGUGGAAAAUGAAGUGAUUUAUAUUUAGAACUUAUAUGAGAAAAGUGAUUUUUGUAGGUAAUGUUGUGAAAUCAGAUAUGAAAUCCCACAAUUGGUUUUACUUUCCUUUUCUUUCAUUAGAUUCUUUAGGUAGGCUUAUCAACUUAUAAAAGUACUCACAAAUUCAUACUAGGUUCUGAUUUGACAGAUGAAUACUCUUUUAAAAAAAUGUUAAAGCCAAUUCUCAGUUAUUUAUAGGUUAAACAAUAAAAAAUAUUACCAGGAAAAUUUGACCUUAACUAGAAGAGAGUACAUACAGAUGCAGUUGAAAUGGGGAUGGAGUGUUUUUGUCUUCAAUAAUCUGUGUUUCAAGAGGUCCAAGUUCUCUGUUCUCUGAACAGACUUAAAUGAUAUUCAACUUGUUUAAACAGAAAAUUUGGAGUUUCUCUGGUGUCAUGCAAUAUAUUGGAAAAUAUAAGACAAGGUUAUAACAGUAAUGGAGAUUCAUCAGUCACUCUGCAUUGGUUUUUGCUGACGUUUUAGAAGCUUGGUCCCAUAAUACUUGCAGACAAGGUAUCGAAACAUCAAUUAUUGUUCAAUGCCAUAAGUACCCUCUGCCUUUGCUUAUCCUCUUCCAUUACACCUUUAAGAGGCACGAACACAUUAAAAUUAAAAUAGUUGUUGUCAAUCAUUUUGGAUGCACCUAGGUCGUUAUAUAUAUUAUAUACGUUAUAUAUAUUAUAUACAUGAGAAUAAAUCAUGAUAGUUAGAUCUAAUCAUGAACAACUAAGAUUAAAACAUUAAAUCAUAUGACAUUUUAAAAAAGUCACAUCACAUUUUUAUGUGGUCACAUGAUUAAAAAAUAAGUUUUAAUCUUUGACCAUUGAUGAUUAGAUUUAACGGUUACUCUCUAUAUAUAUAUAUACAUAUAUUUAUGCUAAUUUUAUACAAAUUCUCUAUAUUAUAUUUAAAAUUUAUACAUAUCUUUGUUUGUGUCGUAUCAUGUCUGUCUUGUGGUGUUUUCACUCUUUCUAGUCUUUAACCUGUUUCAUUACAAUUUUAUCAUAAUGUUUUAUUAUAUGAGCGGAUAAGUUUUAGGGUACACAUUGGGAAAAUCAUGUACAUGUUUUUAGUUAUUGGAAGAAAACUUCAUGAAUGCAGCUUGUUCCAUGACGGUUCUUGGAUAUAAUUCGGGGCUUUUGAUUUGGUAUCAUGAUGCAUCCACAAUAUUGGGUAAAUAGUCACAUUGGUCCCUGGAUGUUCGCACCGACUUCAGAAUCGUCCCUGGAUGAAUUUUAUUAGGCUCGCGGUCCUCAGAUGUGGUAAAAAAUAGUCAUAUUAGUCACUGACGUUAAAAUCCCCUACGUCCGUUAACCCAAUUAAUAAAAGUCAACAUUAUCUUUCUAAUUUUCUUUCACUUUGGUCCCUUUCUUCUUUCUUCCACCCUCUUCACCCCCUCCUUCCAUCAUUUUCACCAAAACCCACCCCCCAUCAUGCUUCAGAAACCCAGAACGUAAACCCACAAUCUUCACCUCCUUCAUCUUCAUCUUGUUCAUCUUGUUCAUCUUCACUUUAUUCAUCUUCAUCCCCUUCUUUCAUCAUCUUCACCAAAAACUCCUCUCCUUCUUCAUCAACCCAUUUCCUCUUUUUUUCAUUUUUUUUUUUCAUAUCAUCAUCAUCAACACUCUUCUUCUCCUUCUUCAACCAACCAUGCCCAAACCUUCUCUCCCAGAUUUAACACAAACCCAACUCAGAUUUAACACCAUCACCGCCUUCUCCUCUCACUAAAUUCGGUAACCAGAAACACACAUCAUCUUUCAAUUUCCCCCUCAAUAUUUAACACCUUUAAAAUAUUCAUCUUUCAAUCUUGUGAGUUUUUUAUGUUUCUCCGCCCGGAUCUGUUCAACCCCUUCUUCAAUGGCUGGUUUCCUCUCACUUCUCAGGCGCCUCUACCUCACCCUUUACCACUGGACCGUUUUCUUUGGAUGGUAGUACAUUCACUCACUCACUCACUGUUCAACUAUGUUGCCCUUUUUCUCAAAUUCUCUCUCUUAAUUUGUGUAGGGUUCAAGUUCUGUAUCAAAGCCUUUGAUUUUCGCUCAAACUGCAGCUGUAUUAGAGGCAUUUGAGGGAAAAGUUUUAAUUUUUAUGAGCUAUAGACAUACCCUUUUGUUUGUUUUCUCUGAGUUGUGUUAAAUUUCUUGUGGGAAUUAUCUCAAACUUCUCAAAUAAAUGGUAAAGUUACAAUUUUUUCAACUUUUCAUGUUGCAGAACCAAGAUAUUGCCUAGCAAACCUUUAAUCUUCUGCAUAAUUGGACUGCUGGUGUGGUGUGUUCCCUCCCUGUGGUGGUGGUCUGAGUUUAUUUUGUGUUUUUUGGCUUGCUUCCCUGUGUUGCAAAGAUCUGAUUUGUGUUGGACAAGGGUAGUUUCCCUAUGCUUGUCUGUACAGAUCUUAUAAAAAAUAAAGGAAAUGAAAAUUGGUUGAAGAAUUCUGGGUCUUGUACAGAUCUGAUUUGAGUUUUAUUUUUUAGGAUUAGAGUUUAUUUUCUGGGUUUUGUUGAAGGUGAUGGGUUUCUGAAGCAUGAUGGGGGGUGAGUUUUGGUGAAAAUGAUGGAAGGAGGGGGUGAAGAGGGUGGAAAAAGAAGAAAGGGACCAAAGUGAAAGAAAAUUAGAAAGAUAAUGUUGACUUUUAUUAAUUGGGUUAACGGACGUUAGGGGAUUUUAACGUCAGGGACUAAUAUGACUAUUUUUUGCCACAUCUGAGGACCGCGAGCCUAAUAAAAUUCAUCCAGGGACGAUUCUGAAGUCGGUGCGAACAUCCAGGGACCAAUGUGACUAUUUACCCCCACAAUAUUUGUCAAACAACUUAAGCUUCAAGGAACCAUACAGUAAAAAUUUUGAUCUAUGUAAGUAUUCUUAAUAAAAGUAAAACUUCAGCUGAAUUUCUAAUAAACUGCCUAAGCGUGUAAAGAGUUAAUUAGUUUUUGAAGCUAUAUAUCUACUUUGACUUAUAUGAGAUAAUUUAUACCAAAUGGAAAAUUGAACGAAAAUAAAAAGAAAAUCAGAGAAUACAAAAGAUAAUGAAGUAGAAAAAAAAUUAUAUAUAUAAUGCUCCAUCCUUCGUUUUUUGUAGAUGACUCAACACUUCAUAACUUAAAAAGUAGAUUUUUUUUUUCAUUAUUCGUCCUCUAUGAUAAAUGAAGAUGAUUAUUGGGGGCAUUGUGUUCUAAAAGUGUAUUUGAUAGAUUUUUCUUUUCUACCGCAUUCCCCUUGUUGUUUAUGCAAGCUAAUAUUAUUGUUGUCCUGUUUCAGACUUUCAGUCUUGUUUCUUUUCUGAGUUUUAUCUUUUUUUGGUACCCUGAAAUAAAAGUAUUAUUGUAUAAAAAAAAUUCAUAAACUUAUAUAUAAAGAGUAAAAUAGAAAUUAUAGAACACACUCUUCUUUCUUUCCACUUUUUCUUUCACAUUCUCUUCAACUAGACAAUCUAAAAAAUUCUCACUUUUCACUCUCUUUCUUACCUUCUUCUUUUUUUUUUUCCUCACUUUUCUUUCACAACCAAACACACCAUUAAUAUUUUUUUUUUAAUAUUUUCUCAAUGACUGCUUUGCUUUUUACGCAUCAUAUGCAUUGCCACUUGAUUUAUCCAUUUAGGUAAAAGUUGUAUUUGAUUCGUUAUAGAUAUAUAUGUGAACUUUGACUUUUUUAAAUGACAGGAAGACUACAACAAAUGGAGCCUUAUCCUGAGAAAAAUAAUACAGGGAGACAAAUGAUUUAAAAUCGUUUAUCCUUUGUUCAGAUUAACUGACCUUUUUUAGAGCCUGUGCUUUCUUAGAGGUUAUGGGUGCCUUCAUAUUUAGUGACUAAUAUGUGUCUUAUAGUUACUUGAAUUAUAAGUACAAAAAUCACAAUAUAAGUAAGUAGGACACGCUAAAUAUUAGCCACUAGUUGUUAAGGGAAUCAGUAACCUUUUAAAAUGAAGAGUAAAAGAAAGGAACUCAAUUUUUGAAUAGUCUUGCUUUAUCUUGAAAUUUAGGAAAAAUUUGGUGUCAUUUUCCCUUUUGAAUUUGUUUUCAUGAUAUAUUUCUGUUAUAACCAAGAUAAUCUUUAUAGCGGACUAGCUUUUGGAGUAGAGUUAGACCACUCCAAAAUUUUAAUAUGGUCUCGGAGCCUAUCCUAGAUCCGUUUAGUAGAGACUAGAGAUCAACCAUAUAUAGGUCACCCCGCGGAUGUUUAGUCCUGCAUAUUCCACGCUUAAGAGUUAAGAUAUUCAUCACCAGGCACAAUGGAGUGUGUUAGAAAUUCUACAUUCACUAGAGAUAUGACCAAAGUAGUAAUGAAUAGAGCAAUCCUCACCAACAAGUCCAAAAUAUAUUUUCUUUUAAUGGAAUAUAAGAAUUCAAAUGGUUAUGCUGAUUAUGCUAUACAAAACAAUUAGAAGCACCUUAUGAUAUAGCGUGUAGUGGAAACUCCAUAAAUUUUCACAUAUGGGAGAGAAGUGAUUUUGAGAGAAACUUUUGUAAGUGAGAACUGACUUGAAAGAUUAGUGCAUGUUUGGAGACACGGUAAAAAACCACAAUAAAAGAAAAAUCUCGGUGGACAGCCAUAAAAGUUAAGAGAAGUUGCUUUUGUGCACUGUGAUGUUGGCUCACCGUGUAUCCGCACAUAUGCAUGUUAGGAUACUUACUAGUUUUUACGUCGGAAGGAGAAUUGGUUUUGGGAGAAGCUACUCCUAGUAGCUAUUGUGGGAGCAUUAUUAAUUCAUGAGGGUUUGAAUGUGAAUCCUAAUAUGAGCAUGUCAUUCUCUACCGUGAAAUGAAGAAAAUGAUUGAAGUGAGAUAUGGCAUGGUGAGACCAAGUGACCAACACUCAAGAAUCCAUUUAAAGCAGUUAAUAAAACGGUAACAGACGUAGUUUGCCAAAACAAGGAAAAGUCCAAUAAUUUUUUUUUAAUAGACUAAAGGCCAAAAUAUUUUCAAGGCCCUAGGCUGUCCCCAACUAUUUAUAACGCUCAUGAGGCCACAACCAGAAGGACCAGGACUUUCUUCUGAUCACUAUCUGCCUCUGCAUUGUGUACUUUGUCCCUCAAAUUGUAGGAGAAAACCCCGUAUGAUUCCACCAACCUAUCCCUUCCUUUCUGAAUUCUAUUUACACCAAAGUUGAUAUCAAACCACAUAUAGAUGAGAGUUAGGUCCUCUUUUAAGCAAGAAUCAAAUAGAGGAAUGGAAUUGAAUAAGCUUAGUAGAAACCUUGAAGAAGAGCCUCCUUUCUCUGGUGCUUACAUGCGUAGCCUAGUGAAACAGCUCAGAACAAAUGAUCAAGGUUGUGUUGUGAAUAGUGAUGCUUCUUCCCAUGGUCAAAAUUUAACAAAACAUGGCAAAAUUGGGAAAGCUUGUCAGUCACAGCAAUCCACACAACAACCCCAACAACAUAAAAAACAAGUUAGGAGGAGACUCCACACUAGUAGGCCGUAUCAGGAAAGGCUUCUGAAUAUGGCUGAGGCUAGGAGGGAGAUCGUCACCGCCUUGAAAUUUCACAGGGCAUCUAUGAAAGAAGCAAGUGAGCAGCAACAACAGCAGCAGCUGCAGCAACAGCAGCAACAAAGGGCACCAGAUUCCCCUCAGCUCUCCCAAAACCCGAGUUUCGAUCAAGAUGGAAGAUAUAAGUCCAGGAGAAAUCCCAGAAUUUAUCCAUCAUGCAACACCAAUUUUUCAAGCUACAUGGGUGAUUUUUCCUCUUACCCACCUGCCUUUGUUCCAAAUUCUUACCCUGUGCCUGUUGCUUCCCCAAUUGCACCACCACCCCUUAUGGCUGAAAAUCCCAAUUUCAUACUUCCAAAUCAGCCUUUAGGAUUGAACCUCAAUUUUCAUGAUUUCAACAACUUAGAUGCUACCAUUCACCUUAGUAACACAUCACUAUCUUCUAAUUCCUUCUCUUCUGCAACCUCCUCUUCUCAGGAGGUUCCUUCAGUUGAAUUGUCACAGGGAGAUGGGAUCUCUUCACUGGUGAAUUCUACUGAAUCCAAUGCUGCCAGCCAAGUUAAUGCAGGCUUGGACGCAGCGAUGGACGAGGAGGCUAUAGCAGAGAUCAGAUCAUUAGGAGAGCAAUAUCAAAUGGAGUGGAAUGACACAAUGAAUUUGGUCAAAUCAGCUUGUUGGUUCAAGUUCUUGAGAAACAUGGAACAUGGGGCACCUGAAGCCAACACAGAAGGUGAUGCAUACCAUAAUUUUGACCAACCUCUGGAGUUUCCAGCUUGGUUGAAUGCAAAUGAGAGCUGCUUAGAUCAGUGCUCGGUGGAGUAUUUCCAAAAUUCUACCUUACCUUGCUUGGACAUUGGAGAUAUGGAUGAAGAUUGGUUAGCUUGACAACUACAAGGAUUGAUUGUUUUGGUUAAAUCAAAUCCUUUGCUGCUUCUUUUUUUCUUUUGGGGUUUUGGGCACUUUCAUUAUAAUUCCCCUAUCCCCCCUCUAUUUUAGGUCCAUUUUUGGAUGAUAAAUAAGGCUUGCAAAUGUCAGAGAGACAGGCAGCAUUAAUAUGAGUGAUGAACAUUUUUGCUUC